AUGGAAAAGCUUGUGUGUUAUCCAUACCUCAAGGAGCUUAUAUUUGGUUGUGUUCAAUUUGAGCCGAUCAAACGAAUUAAAGCUUUACAUGCUUUAGCCGAUGUGACUAUGCAUAAAAAGUUGCUGUAUGAAAGAAUACAAGAAAAACUUGCCUUUAUGCCAAAGAAGGACGAGAAGGAAACGCUUUUAAAAUUACCACAGCCUCCAAAGUUUCAGGAAGACGAAAUUCGAACUGAUCACUUUGAUUGGGACCAAGAAGAUCUUGGACUUGCCGACUACCUAAGCCAGCUUGUCACUAGAGAAUGCGACGUUGAAAGAAAAAUGAUGAAAAAGAAACUUAUUGAUCGUGAAUCGAAAGCCGAUUUAAGUCUAUUUACUAUUGUACAGUUUUGGUUAACCAUCAGUCUUUAUUCGAAAUAUUUUCACAUCGACUUUGGCGAGCUUUACCCCUGUAAGAGGCGCUAUCGAAAACAUGGCCAAAAACAAACGGAGAAGAGAACACCGGUGAAAUGGUGGGAUCGGCUGCCUUACUAUACGCCACACGAAGCAGCAACAAGCUCUGAGAUGAUUAAAUGUUUCGUUUCACCACAAGUUUACAAAGCAAUAUCGACAUCGGCAACACCGGAGGAUAUUCUCUCGAAGUGCGGUGAUGUGUUGCAUCGACUCUUCGCUCCGGCUCUAAAAACAAUGAAAGAAAAGCUUCGUGGAUGGUCUUCUGAAAGCCAGGGGCAAGAUCUACCAGCUAAAGGAUACAUCUUUGAGAUCGCUUUUCCACCCCAAUAUUUUUGUGAGCACAGGCCACGCCAUGAUCCGCACAAGAUUAUGCAUCCAUCAUGGCGCGUUCCCCGGUUGUCGAUAACUUGUCACUCGUGUUGUGACGAGCACUUCCCAGAGUACGUCGAGCUCUACUUUGAGCUUGUGGAUUUGUUCUUUAAAAUUCGGGAUCUCGAUGAUCUUUCGCAAUUUGUCAGAGCUGUCACACAAAUCACAUAUUUACGAAAACUGUGCGAGAUGGCACCGACCUCGAAAACUUUUCUGUUCAAAAAAGUUCAAAAGAAGGAGAAUCGUGCAUGGUUU
This is a messenger RNA of Mesorhabditis belari, 1077 nucleotides long. The record is from the annotation of a GenBank genome assembly. Lineage: Eukaryota; Metazoa; Nematoda; Chromadorea; Rhabditida; Rhabditidae.